CGCAGCCGCUAGUGUAUGUCCUGAAGUACAUUUCCAUUCACGCAGGCAGCAAAAGUAUCAGCCACUGCCUGUAUUCUACGUCCAUUACGGUAUUUCACAGCUAUUUAUCAGUGGAGCCAGACGGAUGCAGAGAUAGAGACGAGGGAGAGAAAAGCACAGGUUGGUGCAAAUCCUCAGCAGCAGCAGCCUCAUUUUCUCUCCAGCAAAGGUACUGUAUCAACCUCUUUUUUUUUUUUAUCCUUCCAGUCUCUUUUCCCCAGCAUGUCUGGAGUCGUCAUGUGUGAAAUACUUCAGCAAUGAGCACAAAUUUCUUCGGCUGUACAGUUUAGGCAAUUGUUCAGUUUAACGUGUCCAGACGCAUCAUGCUGAGGAAGGGAGACAGAGAAGUCCUCCUGGAUCUGGACUAUGGAGGCGAAGCACAAACCACCGAGAGCUAUGGGAGUCUGCAGAACGGAGUCUUCAUCCCACCAAGAUAUCUUUCAGCAGCAGCUGCUGACGAAGAUAUGGACGAUGACGAUCCCAUUGACCAUCACUGGAAUACAAGAAGUAACCAGCCAGUUCCACAGCCGGGGAUAUACUUCAGAGACGGAAGAACUAAAAUUGACUUCGUGCUGGUGUGGGAGGUUCGCUCGCGGAGGAAGAAGCGAGGGAAGGGGAAGAGUGAGGCGACCUGCGAGGAGGGGGAGGCCGUGCCCCCCGAGGAGACCAGCCGCUCUGAGCGAAGGAAGGCCCAGCUGGAACAGUGGAGGGAGAAGUUUGUUCAGAACCUGGAGAGUGCUGGACUGCUCAUGGAAAAGGAGGAAACAGCGAAUGAAAAGAAAACAAUACACUUUCUGAAAGUGAAUGCUCCCUGGGAUGUGAUGGUGUGUUAUGCUGAGGAACUCUGUCUGAGAGCUCCAUUACAGGCACAGCCAAAUCUGGAUUUAAACACAUCUGCUCGGGUACUGAGCAGACUAUGCAUACCUAAUGUAAUGACAGAGUCGGUGCCAAACAGGCCACUGGACUAUUACACAUGUGCAUUUCGCAAGUCGAAGAUGAGCAGAUUCCUCGGCUGUGAGGACCAGGAAUCCUACUUCACUAAUACACAGAGACACCGUGUUGUGUAUGAGAUUCUUACCAAGACGGUUUACGGCAAAAAGAAGAGGUCUGAAGUUGGCGUGGACAGACUGAUAAACGAAGGGGCGUACACUGCAGCGUUCCCCCUGCAUGAGGGCCCUUUUGAACUUCCUAAGUGUGAGAUCCGUCCUGAUGAACUCAACCAGAGGCAGGUUCUUUACCACUACUGGGCCCGCUGGUUCGAAUGGUACAAGUACCAACCUCUGGACCACAUCAGGGAGUACUUUGGAGAGAAGAUUGCACUCUACUUUGCAUGGCUGGGUUUCUACACAGCCUGGCUGCUGCCGGCAGCAGUGGUCGGAACUCUAGUCUUUGUUUCUGGAGUCAUGUCCAUGGGUACCAACACACCAGCGAAGGAAAUCUGUACGAGUGGAGACACUUAUCUGAUGUGUCCUCUCUGUAACACCUGUAACGCCUGGAACAUGUCUGAAAUCUGCACCAUGGCUAAGAUGGGCUACUUAUUCGACCACCCGGGUACGGUCCUCUUCAGUGUGUUCAUGUCGUUCUGGGCCGUAACCUUUCUGGAGUACUGGAAGCGAAAGAUGUCCACCCUGGCCCAUCACUGGGACUGCAUGGACUUCCAUGAAGAAGAGGAGCGUCCUCGGCCAGAGUUUGCAGCGAAGGCCCCGACUAUGGAGCAGAACCCAGUGACUGGGGUCAAAGAGCCCUACUUUCCAGAAAAAACCAGGCUGACCCGCAUGUUCACAGGCUCCAUGGUCAUCAUAAUGAUGCUGUGUGUGGUGAUGAUCUUCCUGGUGACGGUGGUCAUGUGCCGCGGUAUCAUCAUUGUGAUGAUGUUCCACACUGAGAGCCCGGUCCUGCGUACAGAGGCAGGGACCAUAGCCAACAUCUCCAGCAGUAUCGUGAAUCUGGGCCUCAUCCUGUUGAUGGGCCGGGUCUACACUGCUUUAGCAGAGCAGCUCACUAAAUGGGAGAUGCACAGAACACAAACCCAGUAUGACAAUGCCUUCAUCUUCAAGGUGUUCAUCUUCCAGUUUGUCAACUUCUACUCUUCUCCUUUCUACGUGGCUUUCUUUAAAGGAAGGUUUGUUGGUUACCCGACCAACUAUGGGACCUUGUUUGGGAUGAGAAAUGAGGAUUGUGGUCCUGGGGGUUGUCUCAUUGAACUGGCUGAACAACUCUUCAUCAUCAUGGUGGGAAAGCAACUCAUCAACAACAUCCAGGAGUUCAUUAUCCCUAAAGUGAAGGCCUGGCGCCAGAAGAGAACUUUGGCCAAGGUUCUGGGGGGUAAGGCAUCCCAUGAGCCUCGGCGCUGGGAGGAAGAUUACAAGCUGGUGGAGUGUGAAGGCCUCUUUGAAGAGUAUCUGGAAAUGGUGCUCCAGUUCGGGUUCAUCACCAUCUUCGUGGCUGCCUUCCCCCUCGCUCCGCUCUUCGCCCUCCUCAACAACUGGGUGGAAAUCCGUUUGGACGCGCACAAGUUUGUGUGCGAGUAUCGGAGGCCGGUGGCCGAGCGUGCCCAGAACAUCGGAGUGUGGUUCAACAUACUGGAAGCCCUGUCGCACUUGUCUGUCAUCGCCAAUGCUUUUCUAAUAGCCUUCACGUCCGAUUUCUUACCUCGUCUGCUCUACCAGUACAAAUUCGAUAAUGAGCUCCACGGAUACGUCAACUUUACCUUGGCUUACGCCCCACUUAACUACACUGACAACUGCAGAUAUAAAGCGUACAGAGACAACAAUGGAAACCACACACUAUUCUACUGGGAGCUCCUCGCUGUCAGACUUAGUUUCAUCAUUGCUUUUGAGCACGUGGUGUUCUUUGUGCUGCGAGCCAUCGACUGGAUCGUACCUGACGUCCCUGAGUCGCUGGAGGUGAAGAUCAAGAGGGAGCGCUACCUGGCCAAGCAAGCUCUGGCUGAAAACCAGGAGGCUCUGUUGGUGAGUCGAAACCGAGGGGCUGCCACUGCCUGUGCGGGCACUGCUAGCCCAGCAAGCCACACGUCCUUUGGAAACAUGAGUUAGGAGUCUACCAUGGAAAAGCCGUGGUGGGAGAGAAUAUCAGAGGAGUAAGAGACACACCUCUGCAUCUGGAAGUCAACUUUUUCCCUGAGUGAAAUACUGUCUUCGCACUGGGAUUUUGUGUCACAAAUGUAUACUGCUGCACAGACAUUGUGAUCAACAGCUAUGUAAUAGAGGCCAGGUCAGUUUACCCACCUCACUGACAUUUUCAGCCACACAUUGAAGGUAAUAUCUUCCCAAUCUGUCCCUGAUCUAAAAAGAACCAUUUAUCCACACUGGGUACAGACUACAGCAACUGGGCCUCAGCCUGAAGGGGCUAAAACGUCAUAAAAUACAAUUUAAAUGGUUUGAUAAUUACCUGGCAACUUCAGCAUUACUAGAGUAAGAUGUUGGAACAAGGGCAUUUAUUUUUUCUUUUGUCUUGACAAAAAUGCACAUAAAUAUAAUUUCAAUUUACGAGGUAAAACGUUAAAAAAUGCAACAUUCUCAAAGUAACAGGCACAAUUUCUACCACAAUGACGCCACAUCCAUGUCAAUAUUUUUACUGUGUUUCUACUGGAUAAUUAAAGUUGCAGCAUAGUUAACGCUCUCACACUGUCAUUAGGGUUCAUCGGGUCGAGCCAGAUUUUAACAUGACAUAGUUUUACCUGCAGCAGUGUGAGUCAGACUCAGACUGAGGUUGAACAGUGAAGGCCAUAAUGUUAAACGGACACUAUGCACUGACGGGGCAAUACAGCAGAGGCUGACCAGUAGUGUGGGUCAGACUCCAUUAAUCUUUACCAUAAUGCAGUUUGAUGGCAAUUUUAUAUAGCAGGAGAAGUUAUUUGGUAAAUCUGGCAUAAUGGGGAGGCAAAUAAUUUUGCAUGAAGACUCCCCUGGUAUAUUAAUCAAUACAAAAGAUGAGCAAAUGCAUUUGGAAAUAGUUGGUUCUUUCCUUCAAAAGAUACAAGGGUACAAGCCUGUUUAAAGGUUCAGUGUGUAGAAUUUAGUGAUAUCUGGUGGUGAAGUUGCGUGUUGCAGCUGAAUACCCCUCAUCUCACCCUCCUCUUCCAAACAUGAAAGAAAAAGGUGUUUAGU
Molecule: messenger RNA, 4169 nt
Organism: Hippoglossus stenolepis (Pacific halibut)
Lineage: Eukaryota; Metazoa; Chordata; Actinopteri; Pleuronectiformes; Pleuronectidae
Gene: ano11
Product: anoctamin 11
Exons: 23
Coding region: 363-3095 (910 amino acids)
Biological process (GO): chloride transmembrane transport
Cellular component (GO): plasma membrane
Molecular function (GO): chloride channel activity; protein dimerization activity
Source: RefSeq, a predicted model, not a curated record